UUCAUCUACAAGGCAAGUGUAGGCAUCCAUUUUCAUCAUGGACAUGAAGAAGAUCUCCUUUGCCGUCCUCAUUGUUGCCGCCUCUAUGAGCGCAGCCUUGAUAGCCCACGCCGCCGAGGGCCCUGCCGUCGAGGGCCCUGCUGCUGAGGGCCCUGCCGCCGAGGGCCCUGCUGCUGCUGCAGGCCCCGGCGCUUCUGCUGUGGCCCCCACCAGCGGAGCUGCCGUGACAUCCCCGGUUGUUGGGUCUUUGAUCGGAGCUUUCCUUUUGUCCUUCUUUGCCUACUAUUUGCAGUAAGCUUUUUUUAAGAGGGAAGGAGAGAACAGGAUAAUUAAUAUAUAAUAUAUAAAAAAAGGAAUGAGUUACUGGGGAAUAUGUAGAAACAAUUUUCUUCAAUGAAGAGAUUGAUAAGAGAAGAGCAGAUGAUAAUUGUAAAUCUGUUUGGUUUCUCGGAAUUUAUUUUUUUCAGUUUGUUGCAGAAAUUUCCCCUUAACUAAUUAAUUUCUGUUUUGUCAUAUAUAUUUUGCUAGCUGAUACGUUGCAAUAAAGGUAAAAAAUUUAAAACAAAAAUUCUGAUUCA
Messenger RNA from Manihot esculenta (cassava), 578 nucleotides. Its product is annotated as arabinogalactan protein 23. The transcript has a single exon. The record is from RefSeq and is a predicted model, not a curated record. Bases 38 to 295 code for a protein of 85 amino acids. Lineage: Eukaryota; Viridiplantae; Streptophyta; Magnoliopsida; Malpighiales; Euphorbiaceae.